This is a messenger RNA of Panicum virgatum (switchgrass), 574 nucleotides long. RefSeq names its product DNA-directed RNA polymerases II, IV and V subunit 12. The record is from RefSeq and is a predicted model, not a curated record. Gene Ontology annotation, biological process: DNA-templated transcription. Bases 159 to 317 code for a protein of 52 amino acids. NCBI's taxonomy places the organism in Eukaryota, Viridiplantae, Streptophyta, Magnoliopsida, Poales, Poaceae. The transcript has 3 exons. Gene Ontology annotation, cellular component: RNA polymerase I complex; RNA polymerase III complex; RNA polymerase II, core complex. Gene Ontology annotation, molecular function: DNA-directed RNA polymerase activity; DNA binding; zinc ion binding.
AGGGCGGCACUGGGCCCCGACCGAGCUACUCUUUCUUCUUCUGCCUUGCCGUGUGCGCGGUGCGACGGCUGGGACAGGGAAGAAACCACCCAAACCCUCCUCUUCUCCCCUUCUCCGCGCGUCACCUGCCACCGGAAACCCUAGAUCUGCCCCGACCCAUGGAUCCGCAGCAGCCGGAGCCCGUCAGCUACCUCUGCGGAGAUUGCGGAGCUGAGAACACCCUGAAGCCAGGAGAUGUCAUCCAGUGCCGUGAAUGUGGCUACCGCAUCCUCUACAAGAAGCGGACCCGCCGCAUUGUCCAAUAUGAAGCGCGCUGAAGACAAGGAGAAAACACAAUGCUGUUAGUCGUCCCUCUACGAAUGUAAUGAGCUUCCUGGGGAAAAUGGAAAUGUAAGACUGCAAUUUUUGCAUGCUGUGUGUGGCCAUUGUACUAGAGAGAUAUUGCAGUAAUAUGAUUGGUGAUGGGUCUUGACUCUUGAGUGGUGCAGAUCGAUUAGCAUGCGUCAUACCUGUAUUAUUCACGGGCAUUCGCCCCCCAUGAUCUAAAACUGAUGGAAACUUUGUUGUCGGCGUA